Messenger RNA from Cynara cardunculus var. scolymus (artichoke), 1119 nucleotides. RefSeq names its product caffeic acid 3-O-methyltransferase-like. NCBI's taxonomy places the organism in Eukaryota, Viridiplantae, Streptophyta, Magnoliopsida, Asterales, Asteraceae. The record is from RefSeq and is a predicted model, not a curated record. Gene Ontology annotation, biological process: methylation. Gene Ontology annotation, molecular function: O-methyltransferase activity; S-adenosylmethionine-dependent methyltransferase activity; protein dimerization activity. The transcript has 4 exons. Bases 1 to 1119 code for a protein of 372 amino acids.
AUGAAUGCAAAACAAGAAGAAUGCAAGAUGUCGAUAGAAGAGGAAGAAUUACUAAGAGUUACGCAAAUGGUAGGGGCGACGGUUCUUCCAAUGGUCAUAAAAACCGCUAUAGAACUUGAUCUUUUUGAAAUCAUGGCUAAAGUUACACGUGACUGUGGCGGAAGUGGUGGUGGUGGUGGUGGUGGCGGCGGUCAAUUCACCUCUUCAGAUAUUGCUUCACAUCUUCCUACACGAAACCCUGAAACCCCGAUCAUAAUCGAAAGAAUUCUUCGGUAUUUCGUUACGAAAUCGAUUCUUACUUGUGAGAUCCACACCAGUGAAAAUGGAGAGAUACAGAAGUUAUAUGGCAUGGCACCCAUAUGCAAGUAUUUUGUGAGUAAUGAAGAAGGGGUUUCUUUUGCCAACUUCUUUCUCUUCCAAAAUGACAAAGUAGUCAUGGAUUCAUGGUAUCACUUGAAAGAUGCAGUGGUUGAAGGAGGAAUCCCAUUCAACAAGGCCCAUGGGGAGAAUAUAUUUGAAUACCAAGCAAAAAACAAGAGGUUUGGUGAGAUAUUUGACAAGGCAAUGUAUGGGAACACUGCUAUACUCAUGAAGAUGGUUCUUGAAAAGUAUGAUGGAUUUGAAGGGGUGGAGGAGGUGGUUGAUGUGGGUGGUGGUUUGGGUGCAACACUUCAGAUUAUUGUUUCCAAGUACCCUAACAUUAAAGGCAUCAACUUUGACAUGCCACAUGUCCUCAAAGUUGCACCUUCGUAUCCAGGAGUGGAGCAUGUUGGAGGAGAUAUGUUUCAAAGCGUUCCAAAAGGAGAUGUUAUCUUCAUGAAGUGGAUAUUACACGAUUGGGGCGACGAGUAUUGCAUCAAGCUAUUAAAGAAUUGUUGGAAGGCGUUGCCGGAGAACGGGAAGGUGGUGGUGUUAGAAAGUAUUGUCCCAGAAGAGAAGGCAGGUAAAAGUGAUGUUACGAGUAAUAUUGAUGGUGAUAUGGUGAUGUUGGCUAUAAAUCCUGGUGGCAAAGAGAGGACAGCCAGAGAAUAUGAGGCCUUGGCUACACAAUCUGGAUUUGCUGCUUCUAAAAUUGUUUGUGGAGUUAGUUUUUAUUCCAUCAUUGAAUUCUACAAAUAA